This is a messenger RNA of Phymastichus coffea, 2903 nucleotides long. RefSeq lists its product as uncharacterized. The record is from RefSeq and is a predicted model, not a curated record. Gene Ontology annotation, biological process: cellularization; cell-cell adhesion; cell migration. Bases 123 to 2405 code for a protein of 760 amino acids. NCBI's taxonomy places the organism in Eukaryota, Metazoa, Arthropoda, Insecta, Hymenoptera, Eulophidae. Gene Ontology annotation, molecular function: beta-catenin binding; actin filament binding. The transcript has 12 exons. Gene Ontology annotation, cellular component: membrane; adherens junction; catenin complex.
CAUGUUUUUCCUUGUGAUUUCUUGAAAAGUAACUAGGACUUCGUUCAAGGUUUAUUAUUUUUUAGUGUACUUCAUUUUCAAAGUAUAAUACCGCCUAAUUGCUUGAACAGUUUAGCUGGAAAAUGUUGAAAACAAAGCAAAUGAGAAAUAUUUUUCAACCCAUAGAAAAAAAAAUUAUAAAAUUAUCAGAACUCGUGAAUAAUAAUGCUUUAGAACGUACAGAUGAAACGAUAACUGAAUUGAAGAAAAGUAUUCUUGAUCAAUUACAAACUCUGUCAAAUAAACUUGAUCAUAUUUCCGAUGAAAACAUUGAUAAUUAUGGCGAAUUGAAAAUAAAUAUCACCUCUGUAAUAGAAGAUUUUUGUACUAUCAACUUUGGUGAAAAAAUAAAUGUUGGAGCACAUCAUUGUAACAAUCAAUUAUUUACAGCUGUAAUUGAACAAUUUUUACAUGUGUUACAAGAAUUAGAGAAGUUUGAAACUUGCCCAUUUAAACAUAGAUUAAAAGAGUGUAUAAAAUCUGUAAAAGACAUGGGAGCUGCUCAAAAAAUAGAAGAUUUGACAAAUAUUAAAGAAUUAGGAAUAUGUAUUACUGAUAUCGUUAAAAUGCUCCUUCCUUAUCAAAGGAAUUUAAUAUCACAUCUUCUAUCUGAAAGACUAGCAUUAUAUUGCAAUCAACUGUAUGCAUCAUUUAGUUUAUUAGUCUUAGUGGUGAAAGAACAAUAUCAUAUUUGCAAACCUAUUCAUAUGUGUAAAAAAUAUGUAUGUGAGCGUAUAUGUAUUUGUUUGGAAUCAAUUAUAAAUAUCUUAGAUUCUUCCCAACCUUCUGAAGAGGAAGAGUCUGAUGAAAUAGAGCAAAAUUUUGUGUUUAGGCUAGAUAUGGUACUAGAUAUGAUUAAAAUUUUAUCAGAAAAGUCUGCAAAAGAACAGGUUGAAUAUUGUAAAGAGCUGUGGUUAGGAAUUGAAGAUGUGUUCACUCAUGCAAUGUCAAUAGCCCAAAUUUGUCAACCAAAUAGUUUCAAUGCAAUCACUGGUAGUUGCCAAGCAGUAUUGACUGAAUAUGAAAAUUUGAAAAGGCAGCUUCAGUCAGAUCCAACAGAUCAAAUAAUGAAUAAUUUAUUUAUAAAUACCUUAACAGAUGCUCUUUAUCGUCUAGAGCAAAAGAUAAAUAUUUCAGUUUUAACAUUGGUCAUGGAAGUUUUUGAGGACCCUUUCAAAAAAUUGAAAAAAUUAAUACAAGUCUGUGGUACAACUUUAAAUGAAAGAGAUAGAAAAAAAACCGAUUUAUCAACUGUUAUUGAAGAAUUUGAUCAAAUAGUAGAUAAGUCAGUGCAGAUUGGAAAAUUUGCAGUAGCUUGCUGUAGAGAUGGAAAGAAAAAUGCAAAAAUUAGAAAUUGUUUAGCGAGCUUUGAAUCAUUAGAGAUGGAACUGAUUCCUGCCACUAUUGCAUUUUACUUACAUCCAACAAAUCAAGAAAUGCAAUCGUGCGUCAAACUUUUGACAAAUCAAUGGCAAGUUGAAAUGAAUGAUUUUCAUCACAACAUCAAUUUGAUAAUUGAUCCAGCUGCUUAUUGCCAAAUUAUUCUUGAUGACUUACAAAUGCGGAUUGAUGAACUAUCAAGUUGUUUAGAUGAUCAUCAAGAUAUAUCUCAGUCACAAGUUAAAAUUAUAGUCCAGCGGGCUUUAUCUUUAUCUAAACAAGUAGAUGCAACAGUAGAAGAUUUAGGACAAGCAAAUAUUAAUAAAUAUACAGCUAUGAUAAUGCGUGAAUUCAAAGCUGCCAUAUAUGAAAGUGAUGCUGCACUAAAAAAAUUUCUCACACGUAAAGCAACACCAUCAGAACAACUUAGAGUUAUUAAACGAUGUGACUUGAUGCUGAAAGUAAUAAAAAGAUUACUUCCUGCACUGACCACUAUUAUCAAUAACUCUAUUACAAGAAGCAGUUGCACUAAAGAACCAGCAGAAAAACAAGAAAAUUUAAAUGAUUCAGGCUUUACACAAUUAAAUUUUCCAUCAAACAUCAAUAAGCUAACUUUGGAUGAAAAUUCUAUGCUAUACAUUAGGACUCCAUACUCUGUAAAAACUUGUAAAAAGCCAAUUACUAUUCAGUCUGCAAAUAUUACACCAAGAAAUGAAUCUGAUGUUUCUAUUUUGGUGCCUUAUAUUCGAAAUGGUCAGUUAAUACGUAAUGAAUGGUCAGUCAUGUAUAAAACUCCAAGUAAAUCCAAACCAAAUAAACAAGUACUGCAUACAUCUGUGAUGAGAAAAAAUGUAUUAAGUUUCAGACAACAUUUAUUCAGUAGAGAUACUAUUCUCAAAAAUGAUUCAACAGAUACCACUUUUUUCAGUUUUGACUUGUCCAGUAUGUUAGAAGGAAUUUCUAAUCUGUCUGAUACAUUUAGUUGAUAUAUAGAAAAUGAAUUUCUAAUUUUCAAGAAUAUAGCUCUUACAGAUAGUUUGAUCUGUAGCCAAUAUAUUGUUUUCAUCAGUAUAUGUAUAAAAAAUACGUAUAAUUAUGUUCAAAUUGAUUAAAAAAAUUGUAUUAAAUUUUAUCAACAAACUUGUUUGUAAGAAGUUGAAUAUAUUCAAACUGUAAUGCAAGUUUACUUGAGCUUCUUUUAUCAAUCGAGCAUAAAAAAAUGCGAGCAAUGAUAUCCAUGUAGAUCGGAUUAUGUAUAUUGUAUUUUGAAAUUGUUGAGAAAAUUAAUAUCUCUAACAAUUAUAUUUAUAUUGAACGUUCUAAAAACAUAAUUACAAGAACGCAAUGGAACGAUGGUAAUUUCUACACAGUCAGGUUUCAGAAACAUAUAUUUUUUUAAAUUUAUUUAAAUUUUUUCUACUAUGUUAAUUAAUUUUAAAAACUUCGGAUAUAGAUCCAAAGCUUUUUUUCUAGCUACCAGGGCG